AUGGGGGGCGUAACGAUGAUUAACCGGUGGAAUUAUCUGUUGAUCAACGGAAUGUCGAAUGCAUUCACUGGCUGGGGUGGUGAAGAUGACGAUUUUGCGUUACGCCACGGGUUAGCCAACGUGACCCGGAAUCAGGUGUCUGACGAUAUAGGACGCUUUUAUAGCCUGGAACAUUCAGACGACCGCGUCUAUGACACGGAACGUUUUUCUAAGCUGGAACCUCCUGAAGUUCGCAAUAGGAUGCUUCGAGAUGGUCUUAUGCAAGUCACCUAUACCCUUCUGAAUGUUCGCGAGUAUCCACUUUACACACUUUAUCGGUUUGAUUUGUAG
Protopolystoma xenopodis is the source of this 330-nucleotide messenger RNA. The record is from the annotation of a GenBank genome assembly. Lineage: Eukaryota; Metazoa; Platyhelminthes; Monogenea; Polystomatidea; Polystomatidae.